UAUAGUGGAAACCCGCGAGCUCUUCAAGAUGUUGUCGCCUGACGAGGUGAGGCCUGACGACGAAAGCAGUUCACGUGUGACUGGGAGUUUACAGAUUGAUAGCCAAGGGGCAGCUGCAGAGAAGUUGUUUGAUAUGGAAUCUCAGAAGUCGUCGGUUGCAGUUGCAGCAGCACAACCUAAGCCAUUGAACCCACGUGCAAUCAUUAUAAACCCAGCACAGAAAAAGAACCCAAUUAUUCGACACAUACGCAAUGUCCCUUACGAAUUCAGCAACAUCCCUGCAGACUACGUUAUGGGUCUGACUACUUGUGCACUUUUUCUAAGUCUGAAAUACCACAAUCUUCAUCCAGAGUACAUACACGAGAGACUGAAACAGUUGGGUAACAACUACGAGCUUCGAGUGUUACUCGUAGUGGUGGAUAUUGAUGAUGUACAUAAGAGUAUACAGGAGCUGAACAAGAUUGCUGUCCUGACUAAUUGUACUCUCAUGUUAGCAUGGAGUUUUGAAGAAGCGGCUCGAUAUCUCGAAACGUAUAAAUCGUUUGAGGCUAAGCCGCCAGACAUGUUGAUGGAACGGGUGGAGAAGGAUUACCAUUCUAGAUUGGUAGAUGCUCUGACGACAGUUAAGGCAGUCAACAAGACUGAUGUGGUGACACUCUCAGAGACUUUCGGUCGACUUACUGAUAUUGUCAAUGCUUCUGUUGAUGAGUUGGCGGUAUGUCCAGGUGUCGGUCAGAAGAAGGCACAAAGGCUUCAUGCAUUGUUUCAUGAACCGUUUGUAUCAAGAGAAACACGUCGGUCACAAGCGACUUCAUUACAAGCAGCAGAUCAGAGUGAACGCAGUGAGGGGCAGGAGGAGUUAAGUUAAUGGUGAAACAGACGAAUGUAAAGGGUGACAAAGAAAAAUAGUACAGUAUUGUGUUGUACAGAGGAGUCGAUAUUAUUGAGUUGUAUAGUCACUUGG
Molecule: messenger RNA, 964 nt
Organism: Corticium candelabrum
Lineage: Eukaryota; Metazoa; Porifera; Homoscleromorpha; Homosclerophorida; Plakinidae
Product: DNA excision repair protein ERCC-1-like
Exons: 10
Coding region: 29-868 (279 amino acids)
Biological process (GO): mitotic recombination; UV-damage excision repair
Cellular component (GO): nucleus; nucleotide-excision repair factor 1 complex; ERCC4-ERCC1 complex
Molecular function (GO): single-stranded DNA binding; damaged DNA binding
Source: RefSeq, a predicted model, not a curated record